Selaginella moellendorffii is the source of this 1349-nucleotide messenger RNA. RefSeq lists its product as uncharacterized. The record is from RefSeq and is a predicted model, not a curated record. The transcript has 5 exons. NCBI's taxonomy places the organism in Eukaryota, Viridiplantae, Streptophyta, Lycopodiopsida, Selaginellales, Selaginellaceae. The coding region runs from base 21 to 1349 and encodes 442 amino acids.
AAUAUUCUUGUGAAGCGGCAAUGGGCUCUGGCGCAAGGGUUUUGUGGCCGGGAGCUAUGGCGGAGGCGCAUUCUUCUUGGGAAUUUCUGAAGCUCUUGCCGGAAAGUCUGAAACGGGACGUAGGAUUUGUGAUUGCUAGCCCGCCACUGCUGCUGGAUUCCGACGAGCUCCCUAUUGCCUCGAUCAGCGGAUUGAUUGGAGAUUGCGCUGCCGGGUGGAUAGAGGAGCUUGAUCCUGGCCAUGCAAGAGACUGGUUUCUAUCGAGAAAAUCCAGCAGCAACACGAGACUUGGUGAUCACUUUGCAAAGUGUGUCGAGUUCGUGCUUCGUUUCGCUCCGUUGGAGGGAAUCGACUCCAUAUUCUACUCCCAGCAAGUUUUGGAGCCCGUCACAGUUGACAAGGAUGAAGAAAUGGUAUCCACACGACUUGAAGGGGUUGAUGGCGAGCAAACUGAGAGCGGUGGUGACAAGUACGAGAGGAGACGAGCAAGAAAACUGUUGCGUAGGCUUCACAGGAAAAGGAUCUCCGUGAACACCGUUGGAGAGUUUGAUUUUCUCUUUCGUCUCAAGCAUCCGCAGCCAUCUACGGUCGUGGAGCACUGGGAAGUCUCCGUGAAGUUUUUGCUCUACGUUGGGCCUUGGGAAGCCUUUGGUCUACAAACUCCAGAAGCCGCCAAGUGGAAGCAAUUCAGGUCAGAACAGCAGAUGGAGGAGAUCUCCACCCACAUCACCGCUUCGAGAAACGAGCGGUUUCUCGGGAAGAAUCGACUCAAGAACCAGCUCACUCUGCCAACGAAAGCUGCGGCUCUGGGGACACUAGAGUCGCUUUUUGGAAGUGGUGAUAUCCGAGUGAGCUCAAGGGCUCUGCUGCACGGCUACCUCUUCUACGAGCCUGCGCUGUGGAAGUUCCUGUGCACAACGAGCAGUGACUUUCGAGGCAGCGCGUAUGGAGACUCGACCGUGAACUCUAGGCACUGGAAAGGCUGGUGGAUGGACGUGGAAGGAUUCCAAACUUUCGCGUCGGCUCCAGAACGCGCGACGAGCAAGUGGUACAUCGUUCCAAAGAUGGAGUGGCUUUCUCCGGUGGUGAUCCAUGAAGACGAGGAGAGGUUUCUAUACGGCGCGCUCAGCAGCGAUGGACUGGUGGAUAUGGCUGCCAAAGUCGCCGAGGAAGCGAGCAGGAUGGACAGGGACAGGAUGAGACGCUUCAUGGUGGCGGAGAUUUGUCGGCAAAGCGAUGAGUGUCACUGGAUUUGGAGUGAGACGAGCAGGGGUUUUAUCGUCGAGGAUUCCUGGCCGGAUACCAAAGCUUACAGUCCUCACGGCUUCGUUAUGUCUUGGGGUCUGUGA